Messenger RNA from Punica granatum (pomegranate), 2209 nucleotides. The record is from RefSeq and is a predicted model, not a curated record. Lineage: Eukaryota; Viridiplantae; Streptophyta; Magnoliopsida; Myrtales; Lythraceae.
GCUUAGAUGAAUCAAUAAUCUCCCAUCUCCUCUGUCUCUCCUUACAAAAUCUUGCAGAUACCCUUUACCCAUUUCUCCUUUCUCAGUGUUUGAUUCUCAUGUCCAUCCAUGCCGCCUCCUCUCUCUCUCUCUCUCUCUCUCUCUCUCUCUCUCUGCCAUUUCAGUUUUACCCUAAGACCAUGCCCUGAUUUUCUUCUCUAUAAGACCCUCUUCUUCAGCAGUCCUCUCAGCCCUCUGUGAUUAAUAAGAGAGAGAAAACAGGGGAAGUGGGUCGAGCAAGAAAACUCUGUUCUUUCUUUCUUCAUCGUUCUUCUCCUACUUGAAAUCACUGGCUCUGUGUGGUUUGAGCCAAUGGAAGACAAAGGGAAUGGAUGUUUCCUUCUCUGAUCAGUCUCCUAAAUCCUCACCUCUCUCUCUCUCAAUGAAAUUUGACUAAAAGGGCACCCUCACCACUGAACUGUAAUUCCUGCUUCCACAGUAAUGGCUCCGAGCUUUGUCGACAGCCCAUUCUCGGGACUCCUCUGUGUGGAGGACAACAACAGUGUGUUCCUCUUCGACGAUAACGAGAGCCCUCGGGCCGUAGACUCGUCCGAUGCCGCGUGGCACCGCCAAGGCAGUGGCUUUGACGAUGCUGGGGAAGGAGAACAUGGGCAGUUGUCGGAAAGGGAAAUGUUGCUCAGUGAGGAGGGGUUAGGCGGGUUGCUGGAAAAGGAAUCUCAGUAUAUGCCCGACUGUGAGUAUGUGAAUAGAUUGAGGAGUGGGGAUUUGGACAUUGGAGCUAGAAAGGAAGCUGUUGAUUGGAUUAGGAAGGUUCAUGCCCAUUUUAGGUUUGGACCACUCUCUGCAUACUUAUCAAUCGGCUACUUUGAUCGAUUCCUCUCUGCCUACGAGCUCCCUAAGGGCAAAGCUUGGAUGACUCAACUGUUGGCUGUGGCGUGUUUGUCUUUGGCAGCUAAACUUGAGGAAAUCGAAAUACCCUUGCCACUCGAUUUGCAGGCGGACGAAUCGAAGUACAUCUUUGAAGCUAGAACUGUAGAGAGAAUGGAGCUUUUGGUGUUGAGCAAGUUAAGCUGGAGAAUGCAAGCUGUGACACCUUUCUCGUUCGUAGAUCAUUUCCUCAGAAAGAUCAAUGGUGACAAAAUGCCAACAAGGGCCACAAUCCUGAAAUCAAUUCAAAUCAUAUCAAGCACCAUAGAAGUUAUUGAGUUCUUGGAAUUCAAGCCUUCAGAUAUAGCGGCGGCGGCGGCGGCAAUAUCUGUUGAGGGUGAAAGCCGAACAGUGGACACAACGAAAGCAGUUCUUAUCCUCUCCCAACAUGUCGAAAAGGAAAGGGUCCUUAAGUGCAUUGGACUGAUUCAUGAUCUCGUGUUGACCGGUUGUUCCACAGAAGGUGCAGCAACAACGACCUCUGUGCCUCAAAGCCCGAUCGGGGUUCUAGAUGCGUCAUGCUUGAGCUAUAGGAGCGAGGAAACUGCAUGCGGUUCUUGUAAUGAUUCUUCACACCACAACACACCACAAACUAAGAGGACCAAGCUCGAUAGAUAGUAGACCUCUUUAAAGUUCGGCCAUAUGAUGGAUAAAAGAAAAGGCAUCAGUUUGGUUUCUUUGUUGAGUGGGAGUUUUGGUGGUGUACAUGAGGAGAGGUUGCCCUCCAACAAGAAAACUGUCAGAAGCAGUGCAGGUGGAAGUUGGAUUUUUUUUUUCUCCGCUGGUGAGGGAGUUUGAAUAAGGUGGUUCAUGAGAUAAGGAUGAGGAGCCAGUGGCACAACCAAAGAAGGGACCAUAUAUAUGAUAUGUUUGAGGUACUCCCCUUAUUAGAUGAUUUGAGCCGCGAGUUAUCGGGAUUGUGAUCCAAUACUUUUACGAGCCAUUGCCUGCAGAAUGAGUCACUGGGUGUUAAAUAUUAGACUUCUUAGCAGCUAGUGAUUAAGAUGAAGAGAGGAGAAGGGGAGAAUGGGAAGGAAGUCUUCUUCUUCCGAGGAGUUUUGCUCUUGCAAGGACAAAGAGAGAAGCUGAAAGAAGUAGCAAGAAAGAGAGAGAGAGAGAGAGAGAGAGAGAGAGGAAAAAAAAAAGGUAGUUUUAUGGGACUAUAUAUAUAUAUAUAUAAUAAAUGUGUUUUUUUGUCUUGUGAUUUGUUUAAUUCGUGUUUACUGGAUGCUACAUUUCAGUGGAUUAUUAUUAUUAAUUUAUUUGUCUGUUGCUUUGUGAA